This is a messenger RNA of Adineta steineri, 1182 nucleotides long. NCBI's taxonomy places the organism in Eukaryota, Metazoa, Rotifera, Eurotatoria, Adinetida, Adinetidae. The record is from the annotation of a GenBank genome assembly.
AUGAAUAAACCAGUACGAUCAAAUCCACCUGAACAAGUAUUAACAAUAUUAAAUCCUGCAAGAAAUGUAAGUGAACCUAUAAUUCAAUUUUCAGGUAAAAUUAAUGGUGCCAAUCCACAAAGUACUUUAAUAGAACUGAACAAUACAGGUGUACUCUAUGGUGUUACACGUUAUGGAGGUAAUUCUUCAGAUGAUCUUGGAGUAAUUUAUCGUAUCGAUACUAUUCGAAACAAUACAUUCACAGUUAUACAUCAUUUCACAAACAACACGGGCUGUCAUCCAGUAUCGCCACUCGUCUUCGAUAACGAUGUUUUUCUAUUCGGCAGUACAAUUCGUUGUGGCCAAUAUGGAUAUGGAAAUUUAUUUCGUUUUAAUCUUUCUGAUCAUACAUUCAAUAUUAUCUAUGAAUUCCAGGAUAUUGCUAAUCCAGUCAAUUUAUUUCUGGAUACAAACAGUGGACUGUUGUAUGGUGUGACAGGUGUUGGUUCUUCGACAUUCUAUGGAUCUGUUUUUACAAUUGAUAUUAGACAUAAAACACCAUCAACAACAUUUAAACAAUUAUUUUCAUUCAAUUAUGGUGUCGGUGCAUUUCCGUCGAAUUUGAUUUUAGUAAACAAUUCAUUAUAUAUUAAUACACAAAUAUUUGGACGAUUUGGAGGUGGUACUCUAAUAAAGAUGGAUCUAGAUGGAAAGAAUGCAGAAUUAAUUUACGCUUUUGGUGGUGAUAAGGCACUUGGUUGUUGUCCCUGGGGUCAACUUGUGUUAGUUACUCAUGAAAAAGAACAAUACUUAUAUGGUACAACAAUGGGAGCGGCAGAUUGUCCGAGUACGAUCUAUCGUAUAGGAUUAACUACGAUAACAAACCAAAUUGAGCUAGUAGUAACAUUUAAUGAAACAACAGUUGGUUCAGCACCAUUUGAUGGAUUAAUUCAAAGUAUCAAUUCAUCUUUAUUAUACGGUGUUACAUCUAAAGGAGGAAUGACCAAUCGUGGAACGAUAUUUCGUCUCAAUAUUAAUAACGAUGAAAGUUUAGAGAAAUUAUUUGAUAUUCCAUCAGAUGAUACAUUUGGAUAUGAAACCCUUGGAGGCCUACUAGAAGUAGGAAAUAAUUCAUUCUAUGGUCCGGCUAAUUUAGGCGGAAAAUAUGGCUUGGGAACUAUUUAUAGAGUUACAAUUAAUUAA